This is a messenger RNA of Aspergillus brunneoviolaceus CBS 621.78, 612 nucleotides long. Its product is annotated as ARF/SAR superfamily. The record is from RefSeq and is a predicted model, not a curated record. Gene Ontology annotation, cellular component: cytoplasm. Gene Ontology annotation, biological process: intracellular protein transport; vesicle-mediated transport. Lineage: Eukaryota; Fungi; Ascomycota; Eurotiomycetes; Eurotiales; Aspergillaceae. The coding region runs from base 1 to 612 and encodes 203 amino acids. Gene Ontology annotation, molecular function: GTP binding; GTPase activity. The transcript is spliced from 4 exons.
AUGGGCGGUUCCGUGUCUAAGAUAAUGGGGAAGAUUUUCGGCACCAAGGAGAUGCGAAUCUUGAUGCUGGGUUUGGAUGCUGCUGGAAAAACCACAAUUCUUUACAAGUUGAAACUUACAAAUCAGGAUGUCACCACGAUCCCCACCGUCGGUUUCAACGUCGAGAGCGUUACAUAUAAGAAUGUCAAAUUCAACGUCUGGGAUGUCGGUGGUCAGGACAAGAUCCGUCCGCUGUGGAGACAUUAUUACUCCGGUACACAAGGUCUGAUCUUCGUCGUCGACUCUAGCGACACUGCUCGGAUGGAAGAGGCUCGCUCGGAGCUUCACAAGAUCAUCAAUGAUCGCGAAAUGAAGGAUGCCUUGCUCCUUGUCUUUGCUAAUAAGCAGGAUGUCCAGGGCCGUAUGUAUCUUCCAUUCCUACCUUCAGAGUCAAGAGCUAAUCAGCUGUCAUCUGCAGAUAUGAGUCCUGAAGACGUCACCCAGGCACUGCAACUCAACAAGCUCAAGGACAAGCUGUGGUAUGUUGCGCCCAGUGUUGCAACGGAGGGUACCGGUAUCUUUGAGGGUCUUGCUUGGCUCUCCAACAACGUCAAGACCCAACCUCAGAAAUAA